Messenger RNA from Mustela lutreola (European mink), 1295 nucleotides. RefSeq names its product heterogeneous nuclear ribonucleoprotein A1. Lineage: Eukaryota; Metazoa; Chordata; Mammalia; Carnivora; Mustelidae. The coding region runs from base 50 to 1012 and encodes 320 amino acids. Gene Ontology annotation, molecular function: RNA binding. The transcript has a single exon. The record is from RefSeq and is a predicted model, not a curated record.
UGGACGCCGCCGAGUAAGCAUCGUUAAAGUCUCCCCUCCCACCGCCGUCAUGUCUAAGUCAGAGUCUCCCAAAGAGCCUGAACAGCUGCGGAAGCUCUUCAUCGGAGGUCUGAGCUUUGAAACAACCGAUGAGAGUCUGAGGAGCCAUUUUGAGCAAUGGGGAACACUUACGGACUGUGUGGUAAUGAGAGAUCCGAACACGAAGCGCUCCAGAGGCUUUGGGUUUGUCACCUAUGCCACUGUGGAGGAGGUGGAUGCAGCCAUGAAUGCAAGGCCACACAAGGUGGAUGGAAGAGUUGUGGAACCAAAGAGGGCUGUCUCAAGAGAAGAUUCUCAAAGACCUGGUGCCCACUUAACUGUGAAAAAGAUUUUUGUUGGUGGCAUUAAAGAAGACACUGAAGAACAUCAUCUAAGAGAUUAUUUCGAACAGUAUGGGAAAAUCGAAGUGAUUGAGAUCAUGACUGACCGAGGCAGUGGCAAAAAGAGGGGUUUUGCUUUUGUAACAUUUGAUGACCAUGAUUCUGUAGACAAGAUUGUCAUUCAAAAAUACCAUACUGUGAAUGGCCACAACUGUGAAGUAAGGAAAGCGCUCUCUAAGCAAGAGAUGGCUAGUGCUUCAUCCAGCCAAAGAGGUCGAAGUGGUUCUGGAAACUUUGGUGGUGGUCGUGGAGGUGGUUUUGGUGGGAAUGACAACUUUGGUCGCGGAGGAAACUUCAGUGGUCGAGGUGGCUUUGGUGGCAGUCGAGGUGGUGGUGGAUAUGGUGGCAGUGGGGAUGGCUAUAACGGAUUUGGUAAUGAUGGAAGCAACUUUGGAGGUGGCGGAAGCUAUAAUGAUUUUGGCAAUUACAACAAUCAAUCCUCAAAUUUUGGACCCAUGAAAGGAGGCAAUUUUGGAGGCAGAAGCUCUGGCCCUUAUGGUGGUGGAGGCCAAUACUUCGCCAAACCACGAAACCAAGGUGGCUAUGGUGGUUCCAGCAGCAGCAGCAGCUAUGGCAGUGGCAGAAGGUUUUAAUUACUGCCAGGAAACAAAGCUUAGCAGGAGAGGAGAGCCAGAGAAGUGACAGGGAAGCUACAGGUUACAACAGAUUUGUGAACUCAGCCAAGCACAGUGGUGGCAGGGCCUAGCUGCUACAAAGAAGACAUGUUUUAGACAAUACUCAUGUGUAUGGGCAAAAAAACUCGAGGACUGUAUUUGUGACUAAUUGUAUAACAGGUUAUUUUAGUUUCUGUUCUGUGGAAAGUGUAAAGCAUUCCAACAAAGGGUUUUAAUGUAGAUUUUUUUUUUUUUUUUUUUG